This is a messenger RNA of Labrus mixtus (cuckoo wrasse), 936 nucleotides long. RefSeq lists its product as uncharacterized. The coding region runs from base 1 to 936 and encodes 311 amino acids. NCBI's taxonomy places the organism in Eukaryota, Metazoa, Chordata, Actinopteri, Labriformes, Labridae. The transcript is spliced from 6 exons. The record is from RefSeq and is a predicted model, not a curated record.
AUGUCCUUCAUGAAGUAUUCUUCUGAUGAGGCUGCUAUCAAGCAGAAGAUGAAGAUGACGUUUGAAUAUCGUCGCAAUAUGGUCCUUGACGAAGACAAAUCCUCAGAAGUCCUAACUGAGUUUCUGCGUUUCAAAGACGUCAAAGGCCUGGUCGAACAAGACUUCAUCCUGCAGUUUGGUGAAGAUGUUGCUGCCAAGUUUUUGGAAAAGUGGCCUACUAUAUUCAAGCAAAAGGUCAUACAGCAGAGUAAGUCUCUUCCUACCUCAAGCGACCUUGCAGAACUGAUCUAUUGUGCAGAAGCUGCGUCAGAUGAAGAGGAAAUGGAUGACACCGUUGCCUCUGGAUGGGACAGUGAUCUUUCCUCCAUUAUCCUCCUCCUCCACUUGAUUCCACCUUCAGCCCAAGGCCGUAAAAGACCAGGCAAGGUGUCUGCAUCUCAAGCUGAGAAGCAUCUCGUCGUCUUCAAGAAAAGUGGAACAAGCCUCCAGGAACAUGUUGACGCUAUCAAGAGCAUCACUCAGCCCUAUCUACUUGCCGUCGGGAUGAAGAGAAGCACCAUCCAUGAGUUUUUCAUCGUCCUGGACAAACAGGUCAUACCAUGCAAGUCAACCAGUUCUCUUGGAGCUUUUGAUGAACUUUUCAAGGCACACUACGUAUUUGGUACCAAUUACAAUCACAUGCUUCACAACAUGUUCACCUUUCUACAGACAACUGUGUACAACAUAGAUAUCGGCCAAGUCCAGGAGAGCCCAUGUGUUGCAGAGUGGCUGAAGGCUGGGCUGUUGGCGAGGUGUUUGGAAGCCAUUGCCUACUUCUGCACACUGUGCCAGUGUCGGGAAGUGGACCUCUUUUUCCAGGUGGGAAAGCACAAUGUCAAACACGGUCGUCUUUGGAACAUCGAAGACCUGGGAGACAACCCAUGUGCUAGCCAGUAG